AUGAGAACGCCCCUCGGCACGGACGAAGAAGCGACGAUAUACUCUGAGAACCUUGCAAUCGACAACGACAAGCACGAUUUGGUCAAGAAGACGGAUGCUGGGACGAUUCACCCUCAAGAUACGGGCUUGCACGCAUGGCUCUUCCUCGCUGGCUCAUUCUUGAUUGAAGGCCUCGCGCUUGGUUUUCCCGGUGCGUACGGUGUCUUCCAGGACUACUACAGAACACACCCGCCCUUCCAGACUUCCUCCAGGCUGCUGCCAACAUCUAACUUCUUCCAGGGCAUCAUGUACCUAGGCAUGCCCGUGACCAUGGGCAUCCAGCGCCUGUGCCCUCGACUCAGCGUGUGGUCGCCUCUCGCGGGGAUCCUCGUCAUGGCGGGCGCGCUGCUCGGCGCGUCCCUCGCGACGACGGCGCCGCAGCUCAUCGGCACGCAGGGCGUGCUCUUCGCCGUCGGCAGCUCGCUCGCGUACUGCCCGUGCAUCGCCUUCCUCAACGAGUGGUUCGACCGGCGCAAGGGCCUCGCGUACGGCGUCAUGUGGGCCGGCACGGGGCUCUCCGGCUCCGUGCUGCCCUUUGCGCUGCAGCACCUGCUCGGCCGCCACGGGCACGCGCUCACCCUGCGCGUCUGUGCCGCCACCCUGCUCGUCGCCACCCUGCCCGUCGUCUACUUUGUCAAGCCGCGGCUGCCGCCCACCGCCGCCCUGCACCACCCGUUCAACCUCCGCUUCGCCCUCACCCAGACGUUUCUGCUCCACCAGGUCGCCAACGUCUGCCAGGCGCUCGGCUUCUUCCUGCCGAGCAUCUUCCUGCCGACGUACGCGCGGUCGGUUCUCGGCGCCGGCGGGGUGGCGUCCGCCAGCACCAUCCUGCUGCUCAACUUGGCGUCGGCGGUUGGCUGCCCGGUCAUGGGCUGGCUGUCGGACAGCCACCACGUGGCGCGGUGCCUGUUUAUCGCGACCGUGGGCGCCGCGCUGGCUACGGUGCUGCUGUGGGGGUUCGCGACGACGGUGCCGUCGCUGCUGAUUUACUGCGCCUUUUACGGCCUGUUUGCCGGCUCGUACACGUCGGCGUGGACGGGCCUCAUGCGGCAGAUGACGACGGAUGAUGCCAUUAGCGACAGGUACGCGUGCAAGGAGACGGAUCCCGUCAUGGUGCUCUCGGUGCUGGCGGCCGGCCGGGGCAUCGGGAGUGUCUUGUCGGGGCCGCUGAGCCAGGCGCUCGUGGGCGACUACUGGCAUGUCAAGACGUAUGGCGCGUACGGAACAGUGUAUGGGCCCUUGGUCAUCUUCACAGGCUUUACCGCUGCGCUCAGUGGAAUUGUCCUGUUUUGGAAACAUAUCGGCUGGAUACAUUGA
Cordyceps militaris CM01 is the source of this 1356-nucleotide messenger RNA. RefSeq names its product MFS monocarboxylate transporter, putative. The transcript is spliced from 3 exons. The record is from RefSeq and is a predicted model, not a curated record. Gene Ontology annotation, cellular component: fungal-type vacuole membrane. Gene Ontology annotation, molecular function: transmembrane transporter activity. Bases 1 to 1356 code for a protein of 451 amino acids. NCBI's taxonomy places the organism in Eukaryota, Fungi, Ascomycota, Sordariomycetes, Hypocreales, Cordycipitaceae. Gene Ontology annotation, biological process: transmembrane transport.